GAGCUUGAGUAUGUUUGCUUCCCCAGGCACUGACCAAACACAAACCCAGGGCUGGUAGUGCUGCAGGUUGUGGUGGUAUGCUUUCGAAAUCAGGCAGGCGAACGACCAAGCGAAAGCGCACCGUCUCCACUUCUGCAGUAAUGCAGCAGCAGCAAGGCACAUAACACAGUUACUGAAGAGGACACGAGGAGAUCUGCAGCCCGGUGACAGAGGAGGUGGAUGCACAGGACAAUGGCAUCUGAGCUGAUAUGGACCACUCUGAAGAUCAGAUGAAGACGCUUGCUGACUAUCGCAAUCUGAAGAGCUGCACCAGCGAUUGCAUCACUUGAUAAAAGCUUUUUUUAUUUCUAUUUAUUUAUUUUCAUAUUAUUUUGCGAGUGCUGGUCUGUACCCCUGUCGCGUUACUGCCCCUUCCAGCUUUGCUGACCAACGUUAACGAAAGCCUGCUCUUCUGCUGCAUGGGCCCUUCUGCCGCUGUGUGGACCGUCACGUAGACGAUGGAGGAGCGCUUACGAGCGGCCGUCGUUUCUACGCGAUAGCGGGGAUUCUGUGUGGCCUGCGAAACUGGGAGAACACCGUGAGCUAAGCUAAGCUGCCGUUGCGGUGAAAGAAAUAAGGCGGGGUGCAUUUCGUUUGUCAGCUAAAGGCAGUUAACUACAUAUCUAGGUGGUGAAGUUUUAAAAUUAGUAGCCACGUAACUGCAUUUACUUUAUAUUAUUAGCCACAUAGCCUGGAGCAGUGGCUAGCUAACCUAGCUAACACUACCAGCCAGCCAGACUGCUUGCUUGUUCUGUUUUGAAGCCCAAAGUAACGCCUAACCUAACUAGCUAGAGUAUUUUUUUACACUACGGGGAGACUUGCUUUGGGAGGACAGUUUGUGUGGUGGAUGCACUUUAUUUAACGUAUCACUGUGUUAUAGAUAUAUCUACAUUUUUCGCUUGUCAGCAGCUGCUGCAGGACGAAGGAGGGUCGUUUGGCCAGCCCUAGCUAAGGUCCUGUGACAUUUGUCGAGGGUAUCUACUCUAAAACUGCUCAUACAAGUCUCAGACUUAUACGUGUGCUAGUAUAAGUCAUGACCAGUUGACUGUGGAGCGCAGUCUUUCAUAGCUAUGACCGUUCUGUGGUUAAAAAGUGUUUCAGGCUUGUUGACGUUUCCAUAAUAAGUCCAAAACGAGGGGCAAGAUUCGUGACACUGCCAUUUCUGGACAAGAACAGCCCUGAAGCCUGCUGUACAUCUAGUCAAAGCCACUGAAUUUAAAGCAGAAAGGAAAUCUUGUGUUGUGUGUUAUACCACCAGUACGGUAUUAAAGUGACUGGGCAGCACCAUACUGUCCAGCUCUCCAGGCCUGGACCUCCCAGCUCAGUGCAUCACAUGAGAAGAUGAGUGGUAGGACCACUGCUUUGUUUCAAAUGAAAGGGUUCCAGCAAAAGAAUAUCUGCUGUUGAAUGAACCAAGAGACAGAAAAGCUGAGACGGACCCUUCGCUUAAGGAGAUGACCAAACAUUGAUCAUAUUUUGCUACACAGACGAGUGGACAAGCUACGGACACUGUGCAGCCAUGAGUGUUCGACCUCCGACCUCUACUCUGGACAGUCCGUUUGCUGCUUGGUUGAGCAGUUUGACAAUAGGAGAUUCAGAGCGCAAGUCUUCUGUUGGCCAGCAGAGGGAGUCUGCAGCAGAGCUUCCUGCUGAGGGUGCAGGUCUGGUGCAGAGAUGCGUGGUUGUGCAGAGGGACACUCUGGGCUUCGGCUUCACUGUAUGUGGAGAGAGGAUCAAGCUCGUGCAGAAUGUUCGUCCAGGUGGAGCAGCAGUAAAGGCGGGGGUGCAGGAGGGAGACCGAAUCAUUAAGGUCAACGGCUCGUUGGUGUCGUCCAUGUCUCAUCAGGAAGUGGUGAAGAUGAUCAAAUCUGGGACCUAUGUGGCACUGACGCUGCAGGGCCCGCCGCCUUCCGUAGCCUCUGUCCCCCUUCAGCGCCUUGCUUCAGACCUUUUGCCCAAUCACAGGACAUCUUUAGGAGGUGAAGCUCCACCUCCACCACCUCCACCCCUGCCGGCCACAGGAAUAGGUACCCCUUCACAGAGAAUCACCGGCCCCAAACCGUUACAGGACCCAGAAGUCCAAAAACAUGCCACACAGAUCCUUAGAAAGAUGCUGGAGCAAGAGGAGGCAGAGCUUCAGGGCUUGCUGGAGGAGCAGUCCAGAAACCCCUCUCCAUCUUUAGAGGAGAGAAUAGAAAGUGCCAAAAGACGAGCGAACCAAGUCAGAGUGAAAAUUCAGCAAGAUCUGGAUGGAACACGCUCUGAGACCAACUAUAUGAUCGCUGGAGAAGGUCGAUUAUCUAUAGAUUCAGGGGAAGGGGAAUUUGAGGCAUGUGAGAGCCCCUUCUCCUCCCCUGUUUCGUCCUUCCGGACCCCUCAACACCGUAGACAAGGCUCCGACACACAUACUGUCGAUUCGGGAGGGAAGGCUCAUAUAAUUGGCCCAGAGGAAGAGGAGGAAGAUGAUGACAGCUAUACAAUCAAUGAAAUGGAUGGUCCAUUUCAGGACAUUGAGCUGCUGAAAAGCCGUCCAGCGCAUAUGACUGUUUUUAUGAGAUACAUUUUCAGUCAGCUGCUGGACCCUAACCCACUGCUGUUCUACCUGUCUGUGGAGGCGUACCUGGGAUCAAGCGCUAAAGAAGCUCGUGCUCUUGCUCCACAAAUCUGCUCCUACUUCCUGGACUCUGAUGCUCCUCUGAAGAUUAAAGUCAGAGAUGAGUAUCUGUCAGAUAUAGAGAGUCGUCUCCAUGCUCAGGAGGACAUCAGAGGUCCACUGUCCGAGCUUCAACAGCAGGUGCUUCCAGACAUACAGGACCAAAUACAGGACUACAGGAAUAAGCAGAUGAUGGGGCUGGGCUCGCUGUUUGGGGAGAGUGAUCUUCAGCAGUUAGAUGGUGAUCCAGCGAAAGAGAAACACGUAGUGGACAGACAGGUCACUGCACUGUGGGAGCUCCUAUCAAAGCACGAAGAGGAGAAAAGUUCACCGUUGGCGUCGACUGUCCUCCUCUACCUGCGGCACUCGGGCAUCAAGCUGCGAGACUCAAAGGUUUUCCCAGGCUUGACCACAGAGAAGGAAAAGUGGCUUGCUUUCUUCCCCAAAACCAAGAAGCAGCUGGGUGGCAUCAAGAAGGAGAAAGAUGGAGAGGAUAAGAAGAGAAAUCCAAUCUUGAAGUACAUCGGCAAACCCCGGAGCUCAUCCCAGUCCACGUUCCAUGUCCCGUUAUCCCCUACAGAAGUUCGUCCAGGCAACGUGAAGAACAUAAUUCAGCAAUUUGAGAACCAUACAGAUUCUGUUGGGGAAGACGGAGAGAACGAGGGACAGAGACUCUCCACUGGCAGCCUUGGUGACGACAGCAUGGACAGUCCUACAGUGUCAGUGCGUUUGGCCCGCAGUGAGUCUCUGAAGGCUCAGGGAGAGGGUCGUCGCCGUGGUGGCGGAACAGGCUCAGAGACUGUCCCCCGCUCGCGCAGCGAUGUGGACAUGGACGAUUGCGAAGAGCGAGAGGGUCCAGGGCUACGGCCGUUACAUCACAGCGCCUCGUCCUCAGCGUCCAGCAGCUCCGGCAGGUCGCUGGAGAAUCCCACACCACCUUACACGCCUCGCUCCAGACGCAGGAGUGUGGAUACACCACUCGCACUGUUGCCAGACACUCCUGCUUUAGAUGAGGACAUGGUUGAUUUUCAAAAUUGGCAGGAAACUGUUGAGCCACAUACAUUGACUUUACUCAGCCCACGAGAGAUUGAGCGACAAGCCGUCAUCUAUGAGUUAUUCACAACGGAAACAUCUCAUCUGCGGACUCUCAGGGUUCUAGAUCAAGUGUUCUUCCAGAAGAUGAGGAAUGUUCUAACAUCAGAGGAACUUUCCUGCAUCUUUCCCAACCUGCCUCAGGUCUACGACCUCCACGCGAACCUGUAUGAGUCGAUGAAGAAGCUGAGGGAAUCUCCUAUAGUCCAAGGCAUUGGAGAAAUCAUGCUAGCUAGAUUUGAGGAUGCCGAAGGAGAGGAGUUCCAAGAUCACGUGUCUCAUAUGUGCAGUCAGCAGAGUCAGGCACUGGAGCUCAUUAAGAACAAACAACGCAAAGACCCACGCUUUGCUCACCUUAUACAGGAGUGUGAGGCCAGUCCCCACUGCAGACGGCUCCAGUUGAAAGACUUGCUAGUGUCCGAGAUGCAGCGACUCACCAAAUACCCCCUCUUGCUGGAUAACAUCAUUAAAUACACAGAAGCCAGUUCCCCAGACCUUCAGCCAUUGCAGAGGGCACAAGCAUGUUGCCGUGGCAUACUGCAGACUGUCAAUGAGGUUGUCAGGGAGACAGAGCAUCGGCAACGGCUCUACCAAUAUCAGCGCAGGCUGGACUUAUCGCCUCUGGAGAGACUCGCCAGUCCUGUUGCAGCACAGUUCAAGAAUCUGGACUUGACCACUAAGAGAAUGAUCCAUGAAGGUCCCCUGACAUGGAAAGUCAGUAAAGACAAAGCUAUAGAGAUUCAGGCUCUACUGCUCUCGGACCUGUUGGUGCUCCUCCAGAAGGCUCCAGAUGACCGUUUCAUUCUGCGCUGUCCGUCCCGUUCGCUAGGUGGUGUUGGAGGCGGGAACACGGACCUCAAAGCCCCAUUUUGCCCUGUGGUCCGCCUCGACUCCUCCCUCGUUAGAUCCGUGGCUACAGAUAACAAGGCCCUGUAUGUGAUCAGUACCUCAGAGAGACAGAUAUACGAAUUGGUGGCUGGGACUUCGUCUGAGAAAAACACCUGGAAAGACCUUUUAGAAAAGACAAUCUCCUUGGCCUCUGGAGGCACGGGGACCACCAAACAAGGAUCGCCAGCUCCGUCUGCUGUUCUGCGAUACCAUGGUAACCAUGUUAGUCAAUUAGAUGGUUCGUUAACGGAAGAGUCUGGCUCUAUGGAGAGAGAUUCACAGAGUGAUGAUGAAAGUGUUCUCACGCCCACAACCCCAACUGACCAAUCAGGAGUCUUCCUUCAUCCCGAUGGGCACGGCUACUUGGGAGAGCGAGCUGAAAUUGCAGAGUCUGCGCUUCGAGACGUGGAGACACUCAGACAGCUGAUCUUCCGAGACCUUGAUGAUGGGUGGAGCCAAGAUUCAGAUGACACGCCUACAAACGAGACAGCCAAUGAGAGGAGUCCAUUCACAGAUCAAGCAGGGCCAGAAGUGUCUGAGCCUACUUUCAGAGAAAGCCCCAGCCAGCCGAUGGAAGAUCAAGUAGAUACGCCACCACUGGAGGUGGUGCAGCAGACUGUGCAGGUUGUGAGGAAAGCUGUGGGUGCGGGCUCUUCUUCUAUUCCUGAUGACAUCACUGAUGUCAACCCCAACCAAUCUUCUGAGUCAAAAGGGAACAUGUUCUACCUAGUGAUGCCCAAAGACCAGAUGGGUGCUCUUACAGAAGAGAGCAGCACAGAUGAGGUCAAAGAUCUGAGCACUGCAGAGGCUGCCAGCCAAGCACAGGAAGUGACAUCAUUGUCCUCAGAUCAAGAGGAUGAAGAGCAAGAGACCCCUUGCCGGUCACCAAAUAACGAAUCGCAUCCAGAGACACUGAGUCAUGGGCUCAGCCAAUCGUGGGCCAGCAGACAGCGACAUGUGAUAAAGAACGUGAAUGAGAUUUUUCAAACAAUUGAGGAGAUGAUGAAAAAGUUACACCAGCUUCGGGAUAUUGAAGAAGACUAUUACAGACUGCUGAGGACAACAAGAAAGUCCACAGUCAGUCAAGGCUUAGAUGACCUCAUCCACACGACUCCCUCCAUCAACAGGACACCAUCCAUGGACAGAGGGACAGGCGAUGGUAUAGAAGGAGGCCCAGCAGAACCAGUUCACCCGGAGAUCCAUUCUACAGGAUUUUGACAUUACACUAGACACACUGAAGGACUUGAACAGUGUACACAAACCUGGCCUUCCUGCCAUCUCUUACAUUCUAUGUAGCCCCUUCCUAGAAAUCCCAGCAUGCCUUGCUCCUGGGAAAACCCAGGAAAAAUUGUGUGUUGUUUGUGUCGUCUCCAACCAGGUAAAGAGAGACAGGACAGACGAAUCUUCAGCACACAUGCGGAUAAGAGAAGGGAAGAAAAGAGCAGGGAAAAAGUGAACUGGAGGAAUGAAGGUGGAAAAUGAGUGGUAUACGCUCAGAAGAGAAGAAGUGUAAGGUUCUGAAAUGUUUUAAAGAAAACAAAUGAAGCUAACGUUGGAGCACAGAAAGUGAUGUUAAAGCGAGUUAAAAUAAUUAUUAGGGAAUGAAAAAAGGAAAAAGAAAUGGGACUAAAAUGAUAGAUUGAAAAGGUUCAGCUGAGGAAAUGACUCUGCCCUUUGAAGGAACCCCCCCAGCACUUUACCCACUGUAUAUCAAUACUCCUUGCUUUCACCUCAUUAGUGAUAAACUGGGAACCCAACUGGUGCCACUUUGGUUCAGGAGCCAAGAUGGCAGUCUCCACCACUGGUCGCCUUACGGUGUGUGGAUGGAUGACUUUUGAAAAACAAAUUCAGGUUCUUUUGCACUGGGACCCCUGCAAGAGACAUGGGCCCCAAGUAAGGAUGAUGCAUUAGUAUCAUAAGUUUAUGUUAUAGCUUUUAUUUCAUAAAUAAACACUAUGUGAGGAAAAGGGGAAAAGAGGGAUGAAGGACUAGCUACGUUUCUGAUGAGUUUUCUUUAAGCGUUCUGUGGGAGUGAAACCAGUUUGGCUCUGUCUCUUUACGCACAAUGGUUAAGGCAGGAGUUACUGGGGUUGCACUAGCAAUGCUUCAUGGCAACACUACUGGACUGCUCACUACUGUAUUGCUGUAUGGUUCAGCCCUGUUCCAGACUGACUCCUGUGAACGUCGAGAGAGAAACCUCGAUGGUAAAAUGGAACCUAUUUAUAAAUGUGUUGUCUAAUAUCAUGUCAUAUUACCUGUGAUGAGACACGUUCUGUGUGGUGUAAAUACUGUGAAGUUUGUCCCUCACCUCUUUGCCAUUGCUCGGUGAUGCUGCUGCAGGCGUUAAGGACACAUGAAGGGAUUCGUACUUCGAUCUGUAAAGAUGUUGGGAGUGGCUUCUUUAUACUGGUUUUAGAUCAGUUUUGCUGUUCUCGCUCAGCCUCUCCAUGUGCUGCGUCUUCAGCAUAUGGUCAGUUACCACAGACAGCAGUUUUUCUGUAGUUAGAAAAGAACAGAAAUGGGUAUAUGAUGACAUAAUAGGAGUCGAUAGGAAGGUGUUUCAGCAUCUGCCCAUUGGCAUCUAUUAUGUGACUUUGAAGUCCACAUUUUAAGCUCUUUGAAAACACAACAUAAGGGAAAUGCAUCAUUUUUUUGUGGAAAUCUACCACCUGCAACCAAUUUAGCAGAUUAGGUGGGGAAAUUUUGAAGGAUUCCUUUAAAGGGAAUUUUUUUUCUAAAUGUCUGCAUAAUUCAGAUGUUGAUAUGUAAGUCAGAUUUCUUUAAGUGGCGAUAGGAACCAGGAGUUUCAAUGUUUAGAGCACAAAUAUAGAGAUUUAACUCACUAUCCAAAACCACCGUUGACGCUACACAUUGUCUGAAUCUUUUUAUAAAAUGUUAAUAAUGGUAAGAUAAUAAAAUAUUUUUUGGGACUAUUUUGCCUAACAAUGCCCUACAUGUACCUUCUUCACUAUAAAUGUAUGUGAGGAAAUAGUCUGCCUAAAGCAUAUCUCAAAACCAUCAUAAAACAUUGUCUCAGAAAUCAGUCUUUGUAUUCUGAACCAUUUCAUGUCAUGUCUUGGAGCUUUUGGAGACAAAUGCUUCAGACGUCUGGUUCCUACCACUGUGAACAAGUUUCCACAAUGAAGUAUUUCAUGUCAAAACACUCUGAAGGACUUCUAAACUCUAAUUAUGUAGAAAUUUUGAAAACGCGAUGGAUUUCCCCUUUAAUGGCUGACGAAAAGAUCAGCUUCUACUCAGAGCAUCUGAACAGUCUAACACUAGAAUAGGAGAGCAUAUUUCACUAGUAUUUAACUUUUAAACUCUAACAAAGGGAGAAGGAAGAAUGGACCUCCGCUGUAUGGGUCCGUACGGUUCUCUAGUCCGUGCAGGACUGCUGAGAGUUUCUGCUCUGACUGGAUUUUGGGUUGAACGCUUGUAUGUAACUAUUGUGUAACUCAGGUGGAGAAAUGUAGACCCUAUUUCUCUUUAGCUUUAACUCCUACACCCUUUUCCAUCUUCCCACCUUUUUUCGGUCCUGUUCUUUACUCUUCAGUUUCACUCUUUCCACUGAGGUCUUCUUUCCCACCAUCUUUCCAUCUCCACACUUGUUUGUACUUUUUGUAAAAAAUGACAAAUGCACAAUGAAAGAUAGUAAAACUGAGAGAAACCGGAGCUCGUGCAAACUACUGUCUGCAUAUACAUCAAUCAUCAUUUUUUUAUUAUUAUUGUUUAUUAUUCUCAAACUUGUUCACUCAUGUAAUAUAGACAUGGCACCCUUGUUUUAUAUGUUCAUUUUAUGUAAAGCUCUAGUUACUUUCAUUUUAUUUUUGUAGAUAUGGGAAAAAACUGUAAAUUAUUUUCUCUCCCUCUUUUUAAAAUGCUGAGAUUGUUAGCUGCACAGAAGGAAAUUGAGAACUCAUGUUAAAGACUCAUUUGUUUUGUGACAUUAAAAAAAGAACUGUUUAAAAAUCCCGGUGUUGCAGUGAUCACUGCCCUGAACUCUUGUGUGGCACUGACCUUUCAGACACUUCUCAGAUUUUUAACCACUUCUUUUGACCUCUUGCAGCUGAUUAAUGACAAGUUUGAGCAGUUGAGCUAGUCAUGUAUAAUAAACAAUUUUGGAGUGCAUAUUCAGAAUCCAGAGAUCAAGUAGAGGAACUUGGGUCCCUCCUGACCACGUGAUGGGGCCAAAUCUGAUCUUAACGCAUUUACUGAAUGGCUGUGCUCCAAUAAAAUCAGAGGUUUCACCAGAA
Pygocentrus nattereri (red-bellied piranha) is the source of this 8925-nucleotide messenger RNA. It is a transcript of the gene arhgef11, whose product is annotated as Rho guanine nucleotide exchange factor (GEF) 11. Lineage: Eukaryota; Metazoa; Chordata; Actinopteri; Characiformes; Serrasalmidae. The record is from RefSeq and is a predicted model, not a curated record. Gene Ontology annotation, molecular function: G protein-coupled receptor binding; guanyl-nucleotide exchange factor activity. Gene Ontology annotation, cellular component: cytoplasm. Bases 1559 to 5890 code for a protein of 1443 amino acids. The transcript is spliced from 42 exons. Gene Ontology annotation, biological process: intracellular signal transduction; G protein-coupled receptor signaling pathway.